This is a messenger RNA of Charadrius vociferus (killdeer), 1071 nucleotides long. It is a transcript of the gene SFRP1, whose product is annotated as secreted frizzled-related protein 1. The transcript has 5 exons. Gene Ontology annotation, molecular function: Wnt-protein binding. Gene Ontology annotation, biological process: canonical Wnt signaling pathway; non-canonical Wnt signaling pathway; negative regulation of canonical Wnt signaling pathway. The record is from RefSeq and is a predicted model, not a curated record. Bases 1 to 1071 code for a protein of 356 amino acids. Lineage: Eukaryota; Metazoa; Chordata; Aves; Charadriiformes; Charadriidae.
AUGGGGCAGGAGGGCACUGCUGUGAACUGGCGAGAUGGGUGUCAAGGGCGUGGGGGCACACCAGCCUCCGGCCACCCCUUCGACGCUGAGCGCCCGCCACGGGUGGACGUGGAGGAGAGCAGUCAUGGCGAGCAGAGGAAGCUGCGGUGGGGGCAGAGCGCGUGGUCCCGCAGGGCACUGAACUGUGGCACGCAGCCCUUCCAGCUCAGUGACUACUGUACGGCGUGUCAGGGCUGCCGCCAGCCCCCUAAUCAGUGUGGGAUACUCCGGGGGCGCUUCUACGCCAAACCCCACCAGUGCGUGGCCAUCCCUGCCGACCUGCGGCUCUGCCACAGCGUGGGCUACGACAAGAUGGUGCUGCCCAACCUGCUGGACCACGAGACCAUGGCCGAGGUGAAGCACCAGGCGAGCAGCUGGGUGCCGCUGCUCAACAAGAACUGCCACAUGGGCACCCAGGUCUUCCUCUGCUCCCUCUUUGCCCCUGUCUGCCUGGACCGGCCGGUCUACCCGUGCCGCUGGCUCUGCGAGGCCGUGCGCGACUCCUGCGAGCCCGUCAUGCAGUUCUUUGGCUUCUUCUGGCCCGAGAUGCUCAAGUGUGACCAGUUUCCCCAGGACGAUGUCUGCAUUGCUAUGACGGCUCCCAACGCCACCGAGGUCUCCAGGCCCAAAGGAACAACCGUGUGUCCCCCUUGCGACAACGAGAUGAAGUCGGAAGCCAUCGUGGAGCACCUGUGUGCCAGCGAGUUUGCUCUUAAGAUGACCAUAAAGGAAGUGAAGAAGGAGAACGGGGACAAGAUGAUCGUCCCACGGAAGAGGAAGGCACUGAAGCUGGGGCCCAUCCGGAAGAAGAACCUGAAGAAGCUGGUGCUGUUCCUAAAGAACGGGGCCGACUGCCCCUGCCAUCAGCUGGACAACCUCGGCCACUACUUCCUUAUCAUGGGCCGCCAGGUGAAGACCCAGUACCUGCUGACGGCCAUCUACAAGUGGGACAAGAAGAACAAGGAGUUCAAGAAGUUCAUGAAGAAGAUGAAGUCUCCCGACUGCCCGACAUUUCCGUCCGUCUUUAAGUGA